Messenger RNA from Cyprinodon variegatus (sheepshead minnow), 698 nucleotides. RefSeq names its product vesicle transport protein SEC20-like (gene bnip1b). Gene Ontology annotation, molecular function: SNAP receptor activity. NCBI's taxonomy places the organism in Eukaryota, Metazoa, Chordata, Actinopteri, Cyprinodontiformes, Cyprinodontidae. The transcript has 6 exons. Bases 6 to 698 code for a protein of 230 amino acids. Gene Ontology annotation, biological process: retrograde vesicle-mediated transport, Golgi to endoplasmic reticulum. Gene Ontology annotation, cellular component: endoplasmic reticulum; SNARE complex. The record is from RefSeq and is a predicted model, not a curated record.
CAGAAAUGGCCUCUUCGGAGGAUGUUAACGUCCGGAUUUGCGCACAAGAAAUUAUAAAAUAUGACCUGGAGAUUAAAGCUCUCAUUCAGGACAUCAUUGUCUGUCCUGGACCUCAGACAGCUCUCACAGAGCUUAACUCUCAGGUCAAGAACAAAUUUAACAAGCUGAGACUCAGGAUACAGGAUCUAGAGCAGAUGGCUCAAGAGCAAGAUACAGAGCUGGACAGGAUGUCCAUCCUCACAGAGAUGGAGAGCCAGAGACGCCAAAUGCUGAGCAAUCAGACGGCAUGGAGAAAAGCCAACCUGGCCUGUAAACUAGCCAUAGAUAAGACGGAAAAAGACGAGCUUCUGCACGGAGGAGACAGCCCAAGCACCAGGCAGAGGAAGGUGACCAAAGAAACGUUAGUGGAAAGCAGCAGCAGCAUCACAGAAAGUCUGAUGUCCAUCAGCCGGAUGAUGUCAGAGCAGGUGAAGCAGAGUGAGGACACCAUCGGCAGUCUUGCUACCUCCUCUAGAACAGUGCAGGAAACCAACGAGGAGUUCAGAAACAUGACGGGAACCAUCCACCUGGGGAGGAAACUGAUUUUAAAGUACAACCGCAGGGAGCUCACAGACAAGCUGCUCAUCUUCUUGGCUUUAGCGCUUUUCUUUGCCACUGUGCUCUACAUCCUGAAGAAGCGCCUCCUCCCCUUCAUUUAA